AUGUUAGGUGUUAUGUUCUGGGUUGUUAUCCUAAUUCCUCACACGAAUGUUCAGACUCAAGACGUGAAGAGCAGAAAUUUUGUUAGAGCAGUCAGCUAUUUGCGACAAAAGAACAAACAAACUUUUGUUUACUUCGAUGAAAAUGCGGAAAAUAAGUUGACCAUUAACGCAAAAUCUUUAUCGGAUUGCGUCUUGAAGUGCCAAGUUUCAACUGGAUUCGAAGCAAGAGGAAUAAAUUAUGUUCAUUCGUCGAGGUCUUGCUCGUGUUUCUGCAAGAGAGGUUUUGGUUGGAAUGUGACAGUUUUGAACAGCACAGAUUCCGUUGCGUUUGUAAGUCACGAUUGUCCUGUCAAAUUUGACUACCUAAUAGAGCAGCACAAAUGUUACAAGAUGCAGUACAGGAAGUUGAACUGGUACGACGGCAGAGCACUGUGCAACAGCUUCUCCUCAUCCCAUCCCAUCACACUCGACGAUGAAGCUGAAAAUGACCUCUCCAUUCUCUACGUCAGAUUUACUAUUCCAAGUGUGUUUGAGGAAGUUUUCUCGCUAGAUUGUUCUUAA
This is a messenger RNA of Helobdella robusta, 561 nucleotides long. RefSeq lists its product as hypothetical. Bases 1 to 561 code for a protein of 186 amino acids. The record is from RefSeq and is a predicted model, not a curated record. The transcript has 3 exons. Lineage: Eukaryota; Metazoa; Annelida; Clitellata; Rhynchobdellida; Glossiphoniidae.